CAAAGGAAAUCUAAAAUGGCAAGUAGUGCCAGCAUGGCAACACCAGCCUGUGAAAUGGCCACCCCAAAGCGCAGCAUGUCUAGUGCACGAAUGGCCUCUAGUCGCGGCGAAAACAAAGUGGAAGAAACUGACUGCACUUGGUUGGUGCCGACAGGUAAGAAGCAAAAUAAACGUAGGGAAGAAACAGCAGCCGAGUUCACCCACAAGGUAUCGGUGGCUGUUAAUACCAGCCAAACUCAGAAACCCACGAACUCUUGCUACAGUGUUAUCAUCUGGAAUUUGGAUGAAUCUAAGAACACAGAUGCAGCUGCCCGACAUGCAAUGAUCUGAAAGCGGUUAGCUCCAUAAUCCGGAAAAUACUUCCCGAAAAACAAGUGAAGUUCACGUAAGAAAAGC
Molecule: messenger RNA, 396 nt
Organism: Trichobilharzia szidati
Lineage: Eukaryota; Metazoa; Platyhelminthes; Trematoda; Strigeidida; Schistosomatidae
Source: the annotation of a GenBank genome assembly